Microcebus murinus (gray mouse lemur) is the source of this 3973-nucleotide messenger RNA. RefSeq names its product eva-1 homolog C (gene EVA1C). The record is from RefSeq and is a predicted model, not a curated record. NCBI's taxonomy places the organism in Eukaryota, Metazoa, Chordata, Mammalia, Primates, Cheirogaleidae. Gene Ontology annotation, molecular function: carbohydrate binding.
UUCAAGAUCCAUCCACGUUUUAGCAUCUAUCAGAACUUCAUUCCUUUUUCUGGCUAAAUAAUGUUCCAUAUUUUGUUUAUCCACUUGUCCACUGAUGGACACUUGGGUUUCUUCUGCCUUUGGGCUAUCGUGAAUACUGCUGCAGUGAAUAUUGGCAUAUACGUGUCUGUUUGAGCCCCAUUUUUUGGGUUAUUAACUUCCAGGACCCGCUUUUGAUACCUCCAGUUCAUUUGCACUCAGGAGCCAGAGUAACUUUUCACCAGCACAAGUUCAAUCACAUCAACUAGCUACCUACAAUUCUUUGCCAGCUUAAGAUAAAGAUGGAAAUGCCCACCAAGGUCUCCAGGACCCCGAACUUGGCCUGCCGGAUUCUCCAAGUCCCUUUGCACUGGGGUUUGCUCUGCUCCGGUCACCUUAGGCUUCUCUCCAUCCUUCUAGGGAGACAGACUCCUUUUGAAUUUCAACAUGCUGGUCCCUUUUUCUAGAAUGUUCACCCUCCCCAAACACCCAGUUUUUGCUAGGUCUUGCUUGGCCAAUUCUUCCUGUCUUUCACAUCCAUCUUGCCUUAAAAUUUUCCCUAACGUCUCUCUUCCUCCUUCGGGCUCAGCUUCUCUCCACUACCCUCUUUGCUCCAACAGCCUCUGGAAGCCAGCGGGGACCCACGGGAUGGUGCUGCCAGCCCCCAGCGCUUGGGGAGUGCUGCUCUCUCCCUGUGCUGGAACCCCCGGGCCCUAGCUCAGAACCUGGCACACCCUAGUGCCCAGUUCAUAUCUAAGCUGGCUGAAUGGAAAGUAUGGGACAGACCUGCAUUUUGAGCAAACAUUAGUUACUGGGUGGCUCCUAAGUGCUGGGCAUCCUUGCCUACCGUCCCAGCCUCAGUUUCCCCGACCUGGAGAAUGCACUCUAAUACGUGGCUUAUUGAGAUGGUUGGGUUUUUAUUUUAAAGCAGAUUUUUAAAAUCAUUGUGUCUGGCCGACUGGGUCCCCCUUGACAAACACUGAUGUUUAGCAUUUGCCACUCCAUCCCCAGACUGGGAAGAAGGGGCUGGGAAUCCAGCCCCCACGGAGCACAGGUGGGACUCAGUGUCAUUCACUUUUUCGGGAUCUCAGCGGCCCACCUCUGAGAGGGUCCCGCGGGAGGCCAGCGGGUUCGCAUUUUCUGUCUCCAGGCCUCCGGGCCACAGUCUGGGCAGUUCACAGCCCUGGAGCCCCGCCCUUGGGUCUCAUUAUCUACGUUUCCGCGUCACGCCCGCAGCUAACUUGGCAGGCCCUCCCCGCGGUGUUCGGGAACACUUUGUGCUUAGCGCCCGCCUGCUGGGCCCUCCUCCCUCCCGCCAGCCCCGCCUGGCCGGUCACCCCGCUCGGUCGGGAGGGUUUGGGUCCCUGGGCCCCAGGAACCUGCACCAGGCGCGCAGCCGCCAGGACCCCCAAGCACUUGACCUCGAUACCCUCUAGUCGGGGCCACACAGGCCGAUCCUCGCCCACGGGCUGGGCGUCCAAACGUGGGUCACAACAGCGCAUAAUCUAGAGGUUCAGAAAGAUGCUGUGGCCCAAUUUCAAACAAAGCCCAAUUAUUAGGUCUCGGUGGCUAUUUAUGCCGGUCCAGUGUCAGAUCCACUAGCGCUGCGGACAACCAAAGGAAGUGUAGUCGGAGCGAAAAGAAACCGGCUUUGGAGCCACCUGACCCCUUUUGAGACUUCCAGGUCAUUGCCGUCCUGGCUGCGUGAGCUUGGGCAAAGCGCCAGAGCUCAGUCUCCUCGUCUGUGAAAUGGCGAGAACUGUGCGCGCUUGGUGACUCUGCACGUGGAUCCCGGCGGGUGGCAGGGACGGCAGUGCUGCGACCCACGCCUCCAGGACCCCACCUUCCCGCGGUCGCCGCUCGGCCCCGCCCCGGGGGCGCCCCAGCCGCACGCUCGGCGCUGGCUCCAAAGUGCGUCACGGGCACCGGGCGCGCUCCUCCCGCGGCCGCCCGGGCGAAGCUGGCAACCGGCCAGCGCGGGCAGGGCCGGGGGCGUCGGGCCCUCUCUGGGGCUGGGACCCGGCGUGGAAGGCGCUCAAGUUGCGGCCGCAGGCACGCUGUUGGGGGCGCCCUCCGCGGCGGGCAGCGCGCCAGGUACCGGCCUCCGCAGCCUCCCGGCGCGAAGGCUACGCUUUCCCUCCUGCCCCCCUCGCUUCCUCCUGCGCGGCGACAGCGGAGAUUUCCUCUCGGGGAAACUACGCGGAUCCUUCCCGGGGCUCCUCGCCCCGCCCCAGCUCUCCGCCCCCUCCUCUUUGCUGGGGAGCCUGGGCUGGCCCGCGCCGGGGAGUAGGCUCUGGCUGCCUGGGCCGGGAGGCGGCGGGGGGCCGCGGAGCCGCUGGCCACCGACUCGCCCCGCCAUGUGACGCAGCCCUCUGCCCUGCGACCCCCCGCGCUCCCCGGGCCCGCGUCCGCGCCCUGCCGCGCGGCGCACCAUGCUCCUGCCGGGACACGCACGCCCGCCGCCCGCGCCCCAACCCGCGCAGCAUCCCGGCCUCCGCAGACAGGUAGAGCCGCCGGGGCAGCUCCUGCGCCUCUUCUACUGCACUGUCCUGGUCUGCUCCAAAGAGAUCGCAGCGCUCACGGACUUCUCCGGUUACCUAACCAAACUCCUGCAAAACCACACUGCCUAUGCCUGUGACGGGGACCACUUGAACCUGCAGUGCCCUCGGCAUUCUACGAUAAGUGUCCAAUCGGCAUUUUACGGGCAAGAUUACCAAAUGUGUAGUUCCCAGCAGCCUGCCUCCCAGAGGGAAGACAGCUUAACCUGUGUGGCACCCACCACCUUUCAGAAGGUGUUGGACGAAUGCCAGAACCAGCGGGCCUGCCACCUCCUGGUCAAUAGCCGUGUUUUUGGACCUGACCUUUGUCCAGGAAGCAGUAAAUACCUCCUGGUCUCCUUUAAAUGCCAACCUAAUGAAUUAAAAAACAAAACCGUGUGUGAAGACCAGGAGCUGAAACUGCACUGCCACGAAUCCAAGUUUCUCAACAUCUACUUUGCAGCCUACGGCAGGAGGACCCAGGACAGGGACGUCUGCUCCUUGGGAACAGAGCGGCUCCCCCCCUUUGAUUGCUUGUCCUACUCCGCUCUGCACGUUCUAUCCAGGAGGUGCUACGGGAAACAGAGAUGCAAAGUCAUUGUCAACAACCUCCACUUCGGAAGCCCCUGCCUGCCCGGAGUGAAAAAAUACCUCACUGUGACCUACGCGUGUGUUCCCAAGAACAUACUCACGGCGAUUGAUCCAGCCAUUGCUAAUCCAAAACCUUCUUUGAAGCAGAAAGAUGGUGAAUAUGGUAUAAACUUCAACCCAAACGAAUCGAGGGUUCUGAGGAAAGAUGGAGUUAUUGUUAGCAACUCUCUGGCAGCAUUUGCUUACAUUAGAGCCCACCCCGAGAGAGCCGCCCUGCUGUUCGUGUCCAGCGUUUGCAUUGGCCUGGCCCUCACACUGUGUGCCUUGGUCAUCAAGGUGUCCUGCACCAAGGACUUCCGGGAGCUGCAUCUCGGGAAGGAGCACCUGGUGCCAGGAAGUGACCGGGCCGAGGAGGACAGUGAGGAUGAAGAGGAGGGGGAGGACUCCUCCGACUCGGAAUUCCCAGGAGAACUGUCUGGGUUUGGUAGGACUUCAUACCCUGCUUACAGUUCCAUUGAGGCUGCAGAGCUGGCAGAAAGGAUUGAGCGCAGGGAGCAGAUCAUUCAGGAAAUAUGGAUGAACAGUGGUUUGGACACCUCACUCCCGAGAAACAUGGGCCAGUUCUACUGAAAACCAGACGCAUCUUGAUGCCAUCGCACUUUCUGAAGACGGAAGGAUCCAAAAUGCCCCUCCGGUUCUGAUGCACUUGUACCUUCUAUGAAGGAGAGUUUGUCAUGUCAUCCAACCUGGUGAGGCCAGGAGGCUAUUAAAGGGAUGUUUCAAAUUGUUUCCAGCACAUUCCAAAAUAAAUCAGGAGGGAAGGAGUC